Cutaneotrichosporon oleaginosum is the source of this 2242-nucleotide messenger RNA. RefSeq lists its product as uncharacterized. NCBI's taxonomy places the organism in Eukaryota, Fungi, Basidiomycota, Tremellomycetes, Trichosporonales, Trichosporonaceae. The record is from RefSeq and is a predicted model, not a curated record.
CGCUCACUCUUCCUCUCUUCCCUCUUCAUCGUCACCACCAUCUCAACCCCCACCAGCACUGCCGUCGGACUUUUUAAUGUCCCCACCAACUUCAGGCCCUCGCAGACCGUGACUUUACCCCUGCACAGACGUGCUGUCGCUCGUCUUUCGCGUCGCAAGCUUCCAUUGUCCCUGGGAGAGCCCGGCGCGUGGCGUCGGGUCUCACAGGUCGGUCCCUUGUCUGCCUCUCCUCCACUCUCGCCUACGUCGAGAGUGGUAGUGACGUCGUGACCUGCAGCGAGCAGCGACGGUGAACAGCGACGCGGCAACGCAGAGAACAAGAUGCACAUCCAGGAUGGACCAGAUCGGCGACCAGCCACACCCUCGUCUGUAUUGCCACCCGCAUUCCAGAGGAGUGGAAACGGACAGCCAGCUUCUCCAAUACGCUUCGCAACAUCCUCCAACGCCUUUGGUCUCUCCUCUUCAACAUCGCACUCUCAUUCCCACUCCCUUUCACAAACGUCGACGGCCAGCGUCUCCACCUCGCCGCUGGGCACGACACAUCUGCCCCCUCAGGCCCUCUCUCCUGCAUCCUCCACCACAUCUCCUCCAUCAGCCGGCACUGUACAAACACGCCGCCUUCGUCGUCCCUCCCUCCUCAGCUUGGCAUCAGCCGCCGCCGACCAAGCCCAUCACAAUCCCACCCUCUCACCUACACAUACAUUGUCAGCCGUCAACGAGCGGGACGUCGAAGAACCUGGCACCCUUCAACCGCUCCCUCGCUGGGGGGCAGGCACCGCGUUCCCUUCACUCAACACGCCCGAGCGUGUCAGUUCCGCACCUCCCAUCCCCUUCGAGGGGCUCACGACCAGUGCAUCACCCGCUCCGGAAGACACAUCGCGCUGGCUCCCUUCACGUCUACAAGCGCGGCGCUCUUCUGGAUCAGCCAUUGCAGAUCCCGACGAGAUGCCGCCAACUCCCUUGCGGCCCUUCAAUGCGCGGCUGCAAGGCCGCCCGCUACCAGGUCCCUUACUGGCGACGCUCAUCAGCGAGUCGUCGCCACUCGAGCACGAAAUGCGCUCUGAGGCACGCCUACAGCGUCUGCUCAGUUCACAUCCUUCCUCAAUGACCCUCACACCAAGGCAACGGCGCACCAUGCGCAUGUCGCGCGGCCGCUUUCCUGAGAUGGUUGGCGAUGACGACGAUGACGACGACAUGCCCAGCGGGCUUGGCAGUCGCUGGCGCGCCGGUUCCAGCGAUUCGGACAGCGACGACAUGAUGGAGGAAGACUGGCCACCACCCAACCAAACACCCGCCCAGGGCGCCGGCGCGGUGAACUCGGCUUUCGCAAGUGUCAUGGAUCUUGACAGGCCCUCGAGCGGCGGAAGCUCUGCUUUCCAGUCUAACUCGGGCAAGAGCACCCCGGGUGGCGUGCGUAACGGGAACGGAGCAACUGGCAAGCCGAGGGUCGGUGCGCCCUCGCCCGGCACCGGCCUGUUGCUUCCCACAGCCUUUGGUGGUCUCGGGAUGGGAACAGCAGGCUCCGCCACGCCUUUAGGGUCGCCGACAGCCGAGAAGGCCGAUUUGAUGCCAAGCCCCAGCGCAAGUGCAGUGGCUAGCCCCGGUAUGAUGCAGUACCGCGACCCCCCAACAAGCAUUCGUACAGGAAAGCGCAAAGCCGGGGCAGAAGAACGGUUCGACCCAUACAAGCGUCCGCGCGGCUCGUCGCCAUCACCGUUCCAAACUGCGGUGAUGUCGCCUUCCAAGCCGAUGGCCAUACCGAUUCCAUCGUCACCGUCGCAUGCCCCCGUCCUAUCGUCCACGCUUGCGCUUUCGUCGCCAGGCUACCUGAACCUUGCUUCAGCGCGUCCACACAAGCCAGCUCACCCGUACACCCGGCCCAUGUCCUCUCGCUCUCGCGCUGCCUCGCCCGCAUUGAGCAUUGGCAGCACAUCUGGUGUGUUGUCGACGUCACUCGGCAACAACGGUCUCACCAAGGACGGCAAGCCUUUGGCUGGGCCAUUCAUCCCGUCCGGUCCGGGCGCGAAGGAGGCAGUUAGCGCCGCCUUUGAAGCGGGAGCCGCGCCGGGUCAACUAGGAAGCAUGGGGAUGCUCUCGCUUCGUGGACAGCAAAUCUCAUACGACAGCGACCGCACGAAUGACAGCGACAGGAUGGAGGAGGAUUAGGAACGCGAAGACACAAUUACAUGCUCUCUCUUUGUUUGUACAAUACUGGUGAUGUACUGAAAAGCAAUGAUCUGAC